CACCUGCACCACCAGGGGCGCGCCGCCUACACGCUCAUUCGGCCGGCGCAGGAGGGCAGUGGCGGCGGGAGGGUCGAGGUGCGGCGCGUGACGGUCGGGAGCGACGCGGCGAGGGGAGAGGUGCGGCAGCUCGUCGUCGAGGGCGGAUGGUGGAAGGCGAGCCGGAUCCCGGGCGACGACCUCGUCGAGGGCGAUGCGGACAGGGUCGGCUGCCUGAUCAGCGAGGUCGUCGUUCCAGGCUUCUCGUUCGACGACCACGCCUUCCUGACGCGCUCGGGGCUCUUCGAGCUGUUCGGCGGCGACGAGUCGUCGCCCGAGGUACAGGAGUUCCUCCCUUUCGUCCAGGAGGACCAGGGCGUCAGCGGCCGGGCGCUCUCGUCGCACAGAUAGAUCGACCGUGCGAGUUGCAUUACUAGACAGACGUUGAACAGC
Messenger RNA from Rhodotorula graminis WP1, 432 nucleotides. RefSeq lists its product as uncharacterized. The transcript is spliced from 2 exons. Gene Ontology annotation, cellular component: intracellular anatomical structure. The record is from RefSeq and is a predicted model, not a curated record. The annotation marks the transcript as partial. Lineage: Eukaryota; Fungi; Basidiomycota; Microbotryomycetes; Sporidiobolales; Sporidiobolaceae.